GCAGAAACCCGAUCCUACGGAAUUAUCCUGUGUAAAGGAGCACUUUUGUCGUAGGUCGCGUCAAGUCGGCAUUAGCUAGCCCUGAUGCCUCGUACGAGAUGGAGGAUAUCUGGAAAAGAUUACAUGCGUUAUAGCACAACCCCUCUCUGUGCAGUUUACACGGAUACUUUGGAACGUAUAUAAGUACGAUCAAACAGCCAUUGAGACCUAUACUUUUCCAUUGCUGCAGGGGAGCAAGCUGUCGACAGUUCUUUAUCUAUAUACGCCUUCUUAGAAGCGCGAUUCGUAGCUUCUAUUGGUGCAAACACCAGUUACCCCUUGCAAAAUUCCCUAGAGUCAAAGAUACGCCGGUCUAUCAAUUGUGAAGAUGGGCUAUCCUUCGACGGGUCGCGGCAUCAAGCCAUCUUCUAUGGCUACUUUAGCCUUUCUCUUAUCAGGCACAGGCGCAAUUGUGAUGCCUAGUGGAACUGGAAAAGUUCCAAGCCUGGGUUGGAAUUCAUGGAAUGCCUAUCACUGCGAUAUUGAUGAAAGCAAAUUUCUUUCAGCCGCUGAGCUAAUCGUGAGCACCGGUCUCCUUGACGCAGGAUAUAAUUACGUCAACAUUGACGACUGCUGGUCGAUGAAGGAUGGGCGUGUUAAUGGCCAUAUUGCCCCCAACACGACCCGUUUUCCCGACGGCAUCAAUGGGUUGGCUGAUAAGGUCCAUGGUAUGGGCUUAAAACUAGGCAUUUACAGCACUGCCGGAAGUGCGACAUGUGCUGGCUAUCCGGCCAGUCUUGGGUACGAGGAUGUCGAUGCCGCGGAUUUCGCCAGUUGGGGAGUAGACUAUCUAAAAUAUGACAACUGCAACAUUCCCUCAGAUUGGCAAGAUCAGUAUGUUGCCUGCGACCCAGACGCUGUCGCAACCGGCCCGAAUGGCACUUGCACCACUGCUCUUGAUCCAAACCUUGCGCCUCCAGGAUACGAUUGGGGCACCUCGAAAUCGGCCCAGCGCUUCGACCGCAUGAGAGACGCCCUGGCCAAGCAGACCCAUGAAAUUGUGCUCAGCCUGUGUAUCUGGGGCACGGCCGACGUCUUCUCUUGGGGCAACACGACGGGCGUUAGCUGGCGCAUGAGCGGCGAUAUCUCUCCCGAAUGGAGCUCUGUUACUCACAUCCUAAACUUGAACUCAUUCAAGAUGAACUCGGUUGGCUUUUGGGGCCACAAUGACGCCGACAUGCUCGAGGUUGGCAACGGCAACUUGACACCAGCCGAGACGCGCACCCACUUUGCUCUGUGGGCCGCCAUGAAAUCUCCCCUUCUCAUCGGAACCGACAUCAGCGUGCUGUCUCAGGACAACAUCAACAUCCUGAAGAACAAGGAUUUGCUGGCUUUUAACCAAGACGAUGUUUACGGCAGGCCUGCGACUCCAUACAAGUGGGGUAUCAACCCUAACUGGACGUACAACAGUACAUAUCCCGCCGAGUUCUGGGCCGGCCCUUCCAAGAAUGGCCAUCUGGUGUUGAUGGUGAACACUUUGGGCCAGACAACUACGAAGAAGGCAGUUUGGUCAGAGAUUCCGGGUCUUUCUGCUGGAAGGUAUCGUGUAAAGGAUGUGUGGAGCGGCAAGAGUCUGGGCUGUCUAACUUCGUACUCGGCAUCCGUUGCUGCUCAUGACACCGCCGUCAUUUUGGUUGGUCAGAGGUGUUAGGAGGUUGUGAAAGGAUUGGCUAUAAAAAGGCAUUAUCCACGUCCUAGUUGUCUACCUAGGGAGCUUACAUGAAGCUUUCCAUAGAAUACAUGUAUAAGGUUGUCUGCUCGAAUUUCGCCCAAUAGACGAUGCUGCGAAUACUACUCGCAUCGAACAAGCGACGUAUUCCAGAUUAAAAGUGUUUACAUUGGUUCAAGG
This is a messenger RNA of Trichoderma asperellum CBS 433.97, 1888 nucleotides long. RefSeq lists its product as uncharacterized. The record is from RefSeq and is a predicted model, not a curated record. Gene Ontology annotation, cellular component: cytoplasm. Gene Ontology annotation, biological process: glycoside catabolic process; oligosaccharide metabolic process. Lineage: Eukaryota; Fungi; Ascomycota; Sordariomycetes; Hypocreales; Hypocreaceae. Gene Ontology annotation, molecular function: alpha-galactosidase activity.